Molecule: messenger RNA, 3455 nt
Organism: Chenopodium quinoa (quinoa)
Lineage: Eukaryota; Viridiplantae; Streptophyta; Magnoliopsida; Caryophyllales; Amaranthaceae
Product: translation initiation factor eIF-2B subunit epsilon-like
Exons: 15
Coding region: 499-2646 (715 amino acids)
Biological process (GO): biosynthetic process
Cellular component (GO): eukaryotic translation initiation factor 2B complex
Molecular function (GO): translation initiation factor binding; translation initiation factor activity; guanyl-nucleotide exchange factor activity
Source: RefSeq, a predicted model, not a curated record
AAAAAACAGAGUGUGUUACCACUGCUCAAAACUACGUAGUACUAUAUUUCACACCAAACAUGUUUCUAAUUUGAGAGUUGAGACCAAAGAAAUAUAAUUCAUUAAAAAAAAAGAGUACAAAAACUUUCAACAAUAAUAUAUGCAAAGUAACCGCCCAAAACUUAGAUAAGUUUGUUUGAUUGGAAAAUAAUCUUGACACACCUCUAUAUGAGAAUAGCAUAAAAAACAGUAUCUCCAUAAAUCGUAAUGAGCGUGCAAAAAUCAUUUCCCGUUUCGUUCAAUAAAAAAUAAGCCGAGAAAACCCGAGCUUUAGCAUUUUUGGAAUAGCACAAGAACAAACCCAAAAGUCCCCACAAAGCCUAAAAAAAACCUGUAUUCAUUCAGCCAAAGCUACCUAAAAAAGAUCGAUCCACAGCGUUUCUCUACAGCAACAAGAAGAAGAAGCUGUGAGAAAAAAAAAAGGGUUUUUGAAGGUUUUUGAGAAGAGAGAGAUAAACUAUGGUGCAGAGAAGACCGAGUAAGGCUGCAGAAGAUGCAGAGGACCUCACUCAUGUUCCUUUGCAAGCCAUUCUUUUGGCUGAUAGCUUUGCCACCAAAUUCCGCCCUAUUACCCUCGAACGCCCCAAGGUACUACUACCCCUGGUUGGCAUUCCAAUGAUAGAUUAUUCCUUGGCAUGGCUCGAGUCAGCUGGGGUGGAAGAAGUUUUUGUGUUUUGUUGUGCUCAUUCAAAGCAAGUGAUCCAUCACUUGGCAAAGUCUCAAUGGUUGAAGCAUCCGAACAUGGCAGUGACAACUAUUGAGUCACACAAUUCGGUCAGUGCUGGAGAUGCCAUGCGAGUGAUAUAUGAACGCAAUGUGAUACAUGGAGAUUUUGUUCUUGUUACCGGGGACACAAUUAGCAACAUGUCACUCGCGGAGGCACUUCAGGAACACAAAGACAGGAGAAAGAAAGAUAACAAUGCUGUAAUGACUAUGGUCAUAAAAAAGUCGAAGCCUUCAGCAAUCACCCACCAAUCAAGACUUGGUACAGACGAGCUGUUCAUGGCAAUUAAUCCAGAUACAAAUCAGCUAUUGUUUUACGAGGAUAGAGCAAACCCUAUAACUCUUGAAAAAUCAUUGUUGACUGAUAAUUCCUCAGUUUUGUUGCAUAAUGACAUGCAGGACUGCUACAUUGACAUAUGUGCUCCAGAAGUCCUCAGUCUUUUCACAGAUAACUUUGAUUAUCAGCAUCUUCGUCGUGAUUUCCUGAAGGGACUACUUGUAGAUGAGAUUACCGAUUACAAAAUUUAUACUCAUGAAAUUCAUUCAAAUUAUGCGGCUAGAGUUGAGAAUUUUAGAAGCUAUGACACCAUUAGCAAAGAUAUAAUGCAAAGAUGGACUUAUCCCCUGGUACCAGACAUCCAAUCUUUUGGAAGUUCUGUGAUGAAACUUGGAAGACAAGGAAUGUACAGUGCAUCAGAUAUAGGUUUAUCGAGUAAUGCCCAAAUUGGUCCCUUUACCCUCAUUGGUAACGGAACCACUAUUGGCAGCAACAGUAAAGUUUCAAACUCAAUCAUUGGAGAAGGUUGCAAGAUUGGCUCAAAUGUUUCAAUAGAAGGCUCGUAUAUCUGGAAUAAUGUCACAGUUGAAGAUGGCUGUAAACUAAAACAUGCAGUUGUAUGUGAUUGGGUGGUGAUGAAGGCUAGAGCUGUUCUGGAACCUGGUGUCAUCUUGUCAUUUAAGGUUGUUAUUGGGGAAGAUAUUGUAGUUCCUGAUUACUCAAAGGUUUCAUUGUAUGAACAACCAACUUUUCAAGAUAGUGAUGAAGAGUUAGAAUAUGCAGACAGCAGCAGUGGAAUGGCAGAAAUUUCGUCAAUUCAUGCUUUAACAGGAUUGUCAGACGGGGAGUUGGUAUCCAAAGCAGCUGAAGCUUCUGAGGUUGGUGCCAAUGGUGCUGGCUACAUCUGGUCAGUGUGCGAAGGACGUGAAGAAGAAUGGCGACAUUCAGUUGCACCCAUACCUGAAGACAGGUUUGCUGAGAUCUUGCAAGCUGCAGCAGAAGGCUUGGAUCUGCCUCAUAUAGACAACCCUCAGCACUCUGAAGAGUUGGUGGCACCAAGUGUUGAUCCUGAAAAUCUUACCGAGGAUAACAUAGAUGAGUUUGAAAAAGAGGUUGAGGCAACUUUCCAAAGAGCUGUGCAAGAAAAUAUCAAGGAUGAUAAUGUCAUAUUGGAAGUAAACUCGCUGCGCUUGUCAUACAAUAUGGCUGCUACAGACUGUGCCGGAGCGCUAUUCUAUUCAGUGAUGAAGUUGGCUGUGGAAACACCACAUAGUUCCAACAACGAACUCUACAAAAAUGUGGCCAAAGUAAUCACAACUUGGAAGAAGCUUUUGAAGUACUAUCUAGCAUCCAUAGAUGAGGAGAUUGAAGUGAUACUAAAGUUUGAAGAAAUUUGUUCCGAGUCCGCAAAGGAACUGUCUCCUUUAUUUUCUCAGAUUUUGCAUUUUCUAUAUUCGCUUGAAAUCAUCCAAGAAGAAGCAAUACUAGCUUGGGAAUCCGAAAAACAAGGAGCAGAUGAAGUAGACAGAGUUUUCUUGAAGCAAGCUGAAUCAUUCAUUGAAUGGCUAAAAAACGCAUCGGAAGAGGAGUCCGAAGAAGAGGAAUGAGCUGUACUAAAUUUGUUGAUAGUACAGCUAACAUGGAUGACCAUGGCAUGGGUAAAUGCCCAUGUGUUUCCUGAUCGUCAUGGAGUUUCAACUUAUAACUCCUGAAGUGGACAAGUACAAAUAUUAUGCUAUGACAUUCAAACUGUUAACUUCUGGUCAAGGGCCAUAGAACGAAGCUGCGGCUCCAGACCGGAUGCAAGGGAUUUCAUGCAAAUCAUGGGCUAACUUAGACUUUUGAGUCAGUCUGAUAUUCUCGUUACUUCAUAUUGCACUUGAGUUUCUCAUACGGCUAAUUGCUCUUUGUUGGAUCUGACCUGAAGCCAUGUUUUCCUGAUUUUACCAUGCUGCUUACCUAUUGUACCUUGUGGGGAAGCAUGUUAAAUUUUGAAGUGGAUAACUUAAGUCAGUUGUAAUGUUAUUUUGCAAGAAUAUUUUGGAAAUAAUAUAAAUACAAGUACAUGUUUUCCAAUGGUGGCCUUGCUUAGUUGCUUCUUAUUGCAAAUUCACUGUACACCUGGUGCCGUUAGAGAAAGUCUGUUUCGCAGCCUUCAAGCCAGCUUGUCCAUUGUCGUGGACAAAUUGUGUAUGGCGGAGAGCUGGAGAUACUAGCUUCAUGGUAUUAAUGGUGUAAUCUCUCAAUUUUUUUAGCCAACUUAAGUUUUAAGGGCUCAUACUGAAUUGGCUCAUAUAGAGUCAUAUUAAACUCAUAAGAUUGACCAGGGAAAAUGUGUUUCUAAGUGAUCGUUAAUUGACAUUGAAAGAACUUGGUUGAAUGGGAAAAGUUUUUAUUUUGUUUUUUUUUCGAGGAA